Symbiodinium necroappetens is the source of this 1011-nucleotide messenger RNA. The record is from the annotation of a GenBank genome assembly. Lineage: Eukaryota; Dinophyceae; Suessiales; Symbiodiniaceae.
AUGGCGACAAGCGGCAGGGCCUUCAUUUUCUUCAGCAUCUUCUUCGUGGCAGAUGCCAUGUUCAAGAAGGCUGCAAAGCAGCUGGUGUCUUUGCAGGAAGACAGCAUGAGGUCCUCCUUCCCUUUGCUGUGGGCCGGAACCUCCUGGGAUCUGGCAGCGACCUUCGUGGCUUCAGUACAGGGGGCAUUCGAAAAAGCGGCAGGGGCGCCGGCGACGCCAGCACUGCUAGCUGCCCAGCCAUUAAAGUGGAUGCAUACGCCGAAGUGCGGGACUUCUUUCGUGAAUGUAUUGAUCCAUCUCCCUGAUGUGUGCCCGGGAGUAGACGACUCUUUCCAAGUGAGCGAAGAAGUACUGGGUGACCUCUUCGAGCUCAAGUUCGAGGGUAUUUGUCCACAUGUCUGCAAUGGCAACAAGUUCCUGUGCAAUAGCGAUGUGCAGGGAUUCCCGGCCAACACGCACAUGGGCAUCGGACAUCAAUAUGAGCUCCUCAAAGGUCACCUUGUGACCAUGAUGCGCGAUCCGAUCCAGCGCAUCUUGUCUGCUUACGCCGACCCAACAUGGCCGCAUGGGAAGGAGUUCAAAGACCUCGUUAUCUAUGCUCAUUCAGAGGCGCAUGCUGUGACAUGUCAGAUCAUGACAGAUGGUCCCAUGGAUCCACCUCCAGCAUCGUGCGGAGAUUUGAACGAAACGGAUGCGGAAGAAGCGGUGACCAGGCUUCGUGAAGGAUUCGCCUUUGUUGGGCUAGUGGAGGAAUGGGACCUCUCCAUCUGUCUCCUCCACCGUAUGUUCGGAGGUGAUUGCCUCGCCUCGGACUUCAUGGACGACAGGCCCACAUUUCCCGGAGAUUCAAAGAACCACGAAUACAACUCCUCUGUGCUUCAAGGCUACGAUGACCCCGUCGACCGAAUCCUUUACAACGGAGCAAAGGAGCUCUUCGCCGAGAGGCUGCUGGAAUACAACGUGUCUCAAGAGUCGUGCCAGCCGUGUUUUGCACAAGCAAAGAGGGUUUAG